AUGCCCCAACAAGUAAAAGACAUCAAAAAGUUCCUCGAGAUCGCUCGAAGAAAGGACGCUACCCUCGCCCGAAUCAAGAAGACAGCCAUCAAAUCAUCUACCUCCGCUUCCCUCAAAACCAAAGCCGCCAAAAAGGCUCCUACCCACGUAACCAAAUUCAAGAUCAGAUGUUCUAGAUACCUUUACACUUUGGUCCUCGACGAUGCUGAGAAAGCCGAGAAAUUGAAGCAAUCUCUUCCUCCUGGAUUAAAGGUCGAGGAGGUAUCUAACAAAGCCCCCAAGAAGAAGUAA
Kwoniella shivajii is the source of this 291-nucleotide messenger RNA. RefSeq lists its product as uncharacterized. The record is from RefSeq and is a predicted model, not a curated record. Gene Ontology annotation, molecular function: structural constituent of ribosome. Gene Ontology annotation, biological process: translation; protein-RNA complex assembly. The transcript is spliced from 4 exons. Gene Ontology annotation, cellular component: cytosolic large ribosomal subunit; ribosome. Lineage: Eukaryota; Fungi; Basidiomycota; Tremellomycetes; Tremellales; Cryptococcaceae. Bases 1 to 291 code for a protein of 96 amino acids.